CAUGACAUCACUCGUCGCCAUUGAGAUACACAAAGCGGCGGCGAGCAGCAGCGGAGGAUGCUAAGUCCUACACCGGCAAAAAUGUUCCCUUUCCCCAUUUUACAUCUAAAAUUACCGAUCGUCCUGCAUUAGGCUAACACCCGGUUCAGCCAUUUUGAUGAAGCCGAAAAAGGCCAGCGCGCGGAAGCAGGUGGCGAUUCAGAGGGAGAAUGUACUGGGGUGUUGGCUUCGCCUCCUCCCGGUCAUGUGUGGUUGAUCUUGGCCGGAAUCAGAGCUUCUCCUUCGGGCUCUGUGGCUCCAAUGAGCACUACUCCUUUUAUGGGUACAUUGUCGCCUUCCCUCUGCAGGACUACGGCGGGAUCAUGUCGGGUCUCGGGUCCGACUCCUGGUGGAAGAAAACCCUCUAUCUGACCGGUGGAGCUCUGCUCGCCGCCGCUGCCUACCUUCUGCACGAACUGCUUGCUAUCAGGAAAGAGCAAGAGAUGGACUCCAAAGAUGCUAUCAUUCUUCACCAGUUUUCCCGGCCCAAGAGUGGGGUUCCCAGCCUCUCCCCUUUCUGUUUGAAGAUGGAGACCUACCUGCGCAUGGUUGACCUCCCCUACCAGAAUUAUUUUGAUGGGAAGCUGUCUCCGCAGGGCAAGAUGCCCUGGAUUGAGUACAACAAAGAACAGGUGUCAGGGACAGAGUUCAUCAUCGACUUCCUGGAGGAGAAGCUGGGAGUCAACCUCAACAAGAGCCUGAGUCCACAGGAGAAGGCUGUGUCACGUGCCGUUACCAAAAUGGUGGAGGAGCACUUCUACUGGACUAUAGCGUACUGUCAGUGGGUGGAUAACCUGGAGGAAACGCAGAAGAUGCUGGCAGUGAGCGGGCCCCUGAGUGACCUUCUCAAGUGGAUCCUGAGUCACCUGACCGGCGGUAUUGUGAAGCGCGAGAUGUACGGCCACGGCAUCGGACGCUUCUCCAAAGAGGAGGUGUACGCCCUGAUGGAGAAAGACAUGCGGACGCUGGCCACCCUGCUAGGUGAUAAGAAGUAUAUUAUGGGUCCGAAGUUAUCGACCGUGGAUGCCACAGUGUUCGGUCACCUUUCUCAGGCCAUGUGGACUCUGCCUGGUACCCGGCCUGAACAGCUCAUCAAAGGUGAGCUGAUCAACCUGGCCAUGUACUGCGAGCGGAUCCGCAGGAAAUUCUGGCCCGAGUGGUACGUAGACAUCGACGACUUCUACUACGAGAGCUGGAGCGACAGCAGCGGCACGCCGUCGCAGCCUCUGGAGCUCGGCCUGUACUCGCGGACAGAGACGUUCGAUGAGGACGUGACGGGGAACAGCCUCUCCUACUCGCGCACGCCGGACUCCGAGUGCACCGCGCCCUCGUUGAUGGACUCCGACCUGGACAUGGAGGGUUCCGACCCGGAAGCGCUCAAGUGUUAACCCUGAGCCGCCCGCGCGCGUGGCUAGCGCCCCGGGGAGGGGUGGAGAGCGCACACCUGCCGGGCCGGGCCCGGGCAUGACGUCAUCGGGGGGCGUGUCCGUUCCCCGCUGCACGCGCCCUUUCAUCCACACGCGCCCCAUCUCUCCACAGUUAUUAUAUUAAUAUACUACUGCAGAGGAAGUGUGGAAAUAUACUAUACUGAUCCUUAUCUGAAUAUGAUUAUGAAAUAAUUCCUCUGCUAAAUGUAUUGAUGUUGUAAUGAAAUAUAUAAAAGGCAGUGGGAAUGUUGAUCUCCUGAGAGGCGAGUGUGUAUGAUCGGGCUCACUGAUUGGCUUAGUGGUUUGAGGCCUGUAACUUCACUCUGCCACCCUUCAGUCCAGACUCAGCAGUCCCUGCGGGCACUGAUUGACAUGUGUCUCACCCCUCCAGCUACAGGACUGAGCAUACGGGAAUGAAAGAGUACUACGUUUCACUAGUCAGCACUAACAAUACACCUGUUCUAAAAAGUGCUGAAAUAAUGACCUGACAGCUCUUUUUAAAAGUCGUUUUGAAACAAAGGGAAGAUAAUAUAGUGAAAAUGAUUCUUUACUUGUCGGGUGUGAAGCUGUCUGACAGAAACUGUUUCCGUGUCAAGAGUUUGAAAUGGUUUGUAAUUCUCUGAGGCCAGGGUGAUGUUCUUUAGGGUCUUGAACGAGGCCAGGUCAGAAGAAACGCACAAAUCUGUGACAGAGCAAAGCACACUGGCCUUUUAAAAAAAAAAAAAAAAAAAAAAGUUUCUUUUGGACAAAUUAUUAGCUAACAAAUGUUCAGCGCUGUCCGGGGCAGUUAUGCAGCUCAGAGAGAGUUUAUAACAGUCUCUCUGGUUCCACCCUGAAUCUCACUGAGAAGAACAGCCACACAGAGGUAGCCACUUACCUACCCAACUGCAGAGGACAGGGGCCAUGAGGUUUAUUUGUCUGCUGUCUGUCCUACCCAACCUACUGUUAACCUGGUUUGCUGUACUUCCUACUUAUUCCCAAAAGGAAAGCUGCUAAAAUCAAUGCUACUGAGUUUCAAUCACUUGACCACGUAAAGAUCCUUUUUAUUAGCAUGCAGGAGCUGCAAUAUGGUGCAGCAAAACAGUUGAUCCUGUUUCCACGGGAGCAACAAAGGCCCUUACUCCAAUCUCAGUUGUCCGACUGCAGUCGGGGCUUGGCAGCGCUUAGCUUCAGGUUUCUGCCCUGCAGAAGCAAGAAAGCUCUCCAGAGUGUGAGCCCGAGUCUAAUUAAAACUAUGGUAAUUGUAACCACAAAUGUGAAGAAAUGGUGGUUAUACAAAUUAAAUCCCUACAGUGCUUUGAUUUCUCCGUCUGGGUGGGAUUUAGUGGUCUGAUCUCAUAACUAAUUACAGUACCUGCAAUACCAGUACCUGACCUAGGCUGCCAGUGGCAAAAACCGGUACACUGUGGAAUCCCUUUGUCUGUGUGCUGAGGACUGCACUGUUUUCCAGGUUCAGCUAAUGUGCUCCUGCAGAUGAAUCUUGUUUCUAACUGUUACAGACUGGAGCUGUGUGGGGUACCCCAACAAAUGAGCAGCUUUUGUCACAUGGUUGACUGUGUGGCUGCAUUAUCAGUGUGCACAGUGGCUGUAUAAACCCUCUCUGUAGCUGCAUCAGUGUACAGUGUGGCUUUACAAACCCUCUGUAGCUGUGUGUCAAAAACGGCGUGAUAUUUUCCCAGCAUGAGACCAGCCAACUUCACUCGCAUGUGUUUGCCUUAGAUCAGAAAUCACUGAGAACAAACUCAAUGGACUGCCUUAUAAUUUUACUUUUUUUACCUUAUGCCUGAGCCAGUACUUUAUGUUAUUUUAAAUGAAUUGUUCAUCUUCUGGUGACAAAUCUGUGGAAUUAUUUUUUUAAAAUGUACUUUUGUUUUUUAAUGCGUUAUUCCAGCCAUUAGCCGAGUGAGUGAGUGAGACUCUGUGUUUUCCUCUUGUGCUAAGAACACCUGACUGCACAUGCUCACUGCACACCUGUAUGCAAGUAAAAGGAGCUACCAUCUCUGAACCAAUCACCACCACCCAGAUACUACCAAAUAAAUGAGAAGAGAGUGUGCCAGACUGUGCCAGGACAGAAUUCGCAGUCCUCCCCUCACGUUGAAGUGUGUGCAUGUUUAAGGGGGAGAUCCACCUUUGUCUGUCUGUCUGUCCGUCUGUCUGUGUAAUCAUGUUCCUUAGCUCGGCUGGAUUCUCCUGGCUGACAGUGUGGUGAGUUUUGCUGUCAUGCUUCCAUUUCUGAGGGGCUGAAACAUGAGCAGAAGACAUCCAGAACCGCAUGACCCAGACUCAGUCAACUUACAUGCAGACACUCGAUAGUCGCAGGACAAAAUCGCUUUUAAACAAUCCCCAUUGUGAAAGUGACCAAACGCCACAGCAGGUCAUUGGAAAACUAAAAUGGAAAGAUUUUCUGUUAUCAUACCUCAUAACUUAGCUUUGUUCAAGUUAGCUGUGGUCGUGGAAAUCUGCUGAGGAGGGUAUUCUUGAGUGUCCUCUUGCUCACACCCGACAUAAAUGGCAGUCUAAGUCCAGAGUGGGACUCCACUGUGUAAUUUUCUUGUACAUAUCAGUACCACUAGUUUAUGAAGCCAUAUUACAGAAUCAAUGUUGUGUAUGUUUAGACAAUUGUGGACUAUACUGGGUAUUGUACAUAGGAGUGUAAAACUGUACAUGAACUAAACCACUGUAAGAUACCAUGUACUAAUUGACUUCCUAUCAAUGUACUGUACCAUAACCAGAGAUGAUUGGCUGUAUGGAAAUGAUUACUCUGAUACUAAUAUUUCAUUAAACAUAGCUGUUAUAAUUUUA
Molecule: messenger RNA, 4268 nt
Organism: Conger conger (European conger)
Lineage: Eukaryota; Metazoa; Chordata; Actinopteri; Anguilliformes; Congridae
Gene: faxca
Product: failed axon connections homolog, metaxin like GST domain containing a
Exons: 6
Coding region: 210-1427 (405 amino acids)
Cellular component (GO): cytoplasm
Source: RefSeq, a predicted model, not a curated record